Didymosphaeria variabile is the source of this 1521-nucleotide messenger RNA. RefSeq lists its product as uncharacterized. Bases 1 to 1521 code for a protein of 506 amino acids. The transcript has 2 exons. NCBI's taxonomy places the organism in Eukaryota, Fungi, Ascomycota, Dothideomycetes, Pleosporales, Didymosphaeriaceae. Gene Ontology annotation, cellular component: endoplasmic reticulum lumen. Gene Ontology annotation, biological process: response to endoplasmic reticulum stress. Gene Ontology annotation, molecular function: protein-disulfide reductase activity; protein disulfide isomerase activity. The record is from RefSeq and is a predicted model, not a curated record.
AUGGUACGCUCCACCGCCAUCGCAGCCGCCGUCGCAGCGCUCGCCCUCCAGGCCGACGCAGCGGGUCUCUACCCCAAGAGCUCCAAGGUUCUCCAGGUCACCACUGCCGACUAUGAUCGCCUGAUCGCAAAGUCCAACUACACUUCGAUCGUCGAAUUCUAUGCGCCAUGGUGCGGCCAUUGCAAGAACCUCCAACCCGCCUACGAGAAAGCCGCCAAGUCCCUCGAGGGUAUCGCAAAGGUCGCCGCCGUUAACUGCGACGAUGAGCUCAACAAGCCCCUGUGCAGCAAGAUGGGCGUUCAGGGAUUUCCCACCCUCAAGAUCGUACGUCCGGGCAAAAAGGCUGGCAAGCCCACAGUGGAGGACUACAACGGCCCACGAGAGGCUAAGGGCAUCGUAGAGAUAGUCAAGGACAAGGUGCCCAACAACGUCAAGCGGAUGACUGAUGCGAAGCUGGAUGAGUGGCUGGAGGAGAACAAGGACAGCGCCAAGGCCAUCCUGUUCAGCGAGAAGGGCGCCAUCAGCGCUACGUUGAGGACUUUGGCUAUCGACUUCGCUGGACUAGUGCCCAUCGCACAGAUCAAAAAGACCGAGAGCGGUGCCGUGGAUAAGUACGGCAUCACCAAGUUUCCCGCGUUGGUUCUCCUCAAGGCUAGAUCUGAUGAGCCCCUCAAGUACGACGGACCUAUGGAGAAGGCAGGCAUGGUGGAUUUCCUCUCGCAGGUUGCCGCACCGAACCCCGACUGUCCCCCAGCCAAGGCAAAGAAGGACGACAAGAAGAAAGAGAAGAAGGACGCCAAGAAGGAAAGCAAAUUCUCCAAGGCUUCAGCUUCACACAAGUCCUCUGAGGCAUCAUCUGCUGCCACAUCAGCUGCGGACGAGACCCUUGAAGAGGCCAACAAGCCCACUGAAUCUCCUGAUGCUAACAUCAAGGACGAGGAUAGCCCCGAGCCAGUCGUCAUUCCCGAGGCCAAGCCUACGAUCCCUGUCAUCGCUGAAGCCUCCGAGCUGCAGGCCUCUUGCCUUAACGAGAAGAGCAAGACCUGCAUUCUCGCCAUCCUCCCCAAGGACGAAUCUGCAGAGGCAGCCACAACAGCGCUUGCCUCCCUUGCCUCCAUUCAUAAGAAGUAUGAUGAUCUGAAGAGCAACCUGUUCCCCUUCAUCGGUGUCCCAGCCUCAAACCCCGUCGCAGCUUCCCUCCUUAAGGAGCUCAGUCUUGGAGGCGAUGACCAAGUCCACCUCGUCGCGACCAACGGCAAGCGAUCCUGGUAUAAGAAGUACUCCGGCUCAACUUACGGCCCUACCGAGGUUGAGUCCUGGGUCGAUGCCAUUCGCAUGGGUGACGGCAAGAAGGAGAAGCUGCCCGGGUCGCUACUGUCUGUUGUCGAAAAGGAGGUUCCGCAGGAGAAGGCCGCGGAGCAGGAGCCCAUCAAGAUCGAGGUUGAGGAAAUUGUCGAAACACCUGAGCCUGCGCCCGUGGAGGAGCCUGAACCCGCUGUGCCUGAACAUGGCGAGCUCUAA